Messenger RNA from Candidula unifasciata, 489 nucleotides. The record is from the annotation of a GenBank genome assembly. Lineage: Eukaryota; Metazoa; Mollusca; Gastropoda; Stylommatophora; Geomitridae.
AUGUUCUGGCUAGUCAUAGUAUUUCUAUUGUCCAGUCUCCUCCCUAAUGUUGGGUGUGAUCUGUCCACUCACGGCCGGGGCAAAUCUGACCUGGCGGCGGUCAAGUUCAACACAGCAACAUCACCACCAUCAUCAUCGUCAGCAAAUAAAAGAGCUCCGACCCCGCCAGUGAAACCAGUUGUAAACAUCACCGCAGUGUUCGAAGAAGAAGAUCUGGACGACUACUUGCCCAUUUUCGAUCGGGCCCUGGCGGACCUUAUCAACAACAGCAAUAUCUUCACCUGGGCUGGCCAUGUCCUCAGCUCCUCGAAGGAUCUGAAAAAAAUGAUGACGGAAAUGUGUGCUCACUUUCAAGGAGACAAGAGCCAGGUGCGACUGAUCGUGGUCUUUGGGAAAGUUAGGACUGUUCAGACAGUCAAUCUAAUUUCCCAGGCUCUCGGGAUUCCCGUUGUUGGAUACAUGUUGGACAAAGGCGAUGGAUACAUUCAG